Molecule: messenger RNA, 1713 nt
Organism: Chiloscyllium plagiosum (whitespotted bambooshark)
Lineage: Eukaryota; Metazoa; Chordata; Chondrichthyes; Orectolobiformes; Hemiscylliidae
Source: RefSeq, a predicted model, not a curated record
AGCGAUAUUCGUUUAUGCAAUUAAACAGUUUAAGUUUCACAAAUAUUAAAAUCAUAAGCAGACAUUAGGUUAUCCUUUUACCUGGAAUUCUUACGCUGAGGGCAACCAGAGUUUGUGGAUGGAAAAGCUAAGGGCCCUUACUUUUCCGAACAGCUAUUCCAGCUUUAAUCUCCACAAAGAUUGUUAAAUAUUCUCUUGUGGCUGUGAGUUUGGAAGGCCCUAACCACCUACAGUUACUGAUCGAGACGGAGGGACACAGGAAGCUGCUGACCUUCAUAUCCAGGAUCAAAGAAAAGGAUUGGACAAAUGGACCUCUCAAUGCAAAUAAGCUCUGGAAAUGUUGCCCAGUCAAGUGAGAGAAAUGAUGAUGCGUUCCUGAGGAAAAUAAGGGGAUUGAUACCCAUCAACUUCUGGCAAGAAGUGAAACCUCUAUCAAGACUGGCUGGGCCAGUGUGUCUGACAGAGCUAAUGACACUCCUAAUAAGUAUUGUCAGCUCUGCGUUCUGUGGGCAUUUAGGAAAAAUUGAAUUGGAUGCAGUCAGUCUUGCUACAGCGUCAGUAACUGUAUUAGGUAUCUCCAUAGGUGUUGGAUUGUCUACAGCGUGUGAUACAUUCAUAUCUCAGACGUAUGGCAGUAAGAACCUGAAGCGAAUUGGAGUGAUUCUUCAAAGAGGGAUUCUCAUUCUCCUGAUCGUCUGCUUCCCCUGCUGGGCUCUCUUCAUCAACAUUGAGCACAUUUUAUUGGCUUUCAAACAGUCUCCUGCAGUAGCCAAGUUAACACAAAGCUAUGUGAUGAUAUUCAUCCCUGGUCUUCCUGCAGCGUUUCUUUAUACCUUAGAGGUCAAAUACCUUCAGAACCAGGGGAUCAUCCUGCCUCAGAUUAUCAUUGGUUUCUUAACUAACAUCUUCAAUGCUGUCAUCAAUUACCUCUUGCUAUUUGUGCUGAUGCUAGGAGUGCCGGGCUCAGCAGCUGCAAAUGUGGCUUCUCAGUACUGUCAAGUGAUUUUCCUAUUUGUAUACAUUCGAUGGAAAAAGUUGCAUGAGAAGACUUGGGAAGGAUGGUCCACUGACUGCCUGCAGGAAUGGGGUCCCUUUCUACGGCUGGCGGUUCCCAGCAUGGUCAUGAUGUGUAUCGAAUGGUGGUCUUUUCAUAUUGGAACGUUCCUUGUAGGGUUAAUUAAUGAAGUUCAACUUGGAGCCCAGUCUAUUAUUUUUCAGAUUACCACAAUAGCGUACAGGAUCUCUGUAGGGUACUGUGUAUCUGCGACUAUUCAUGUGGGGAAUGCACUGGGCGCCGGUAAUCCACAACAGGCUGUAAACUAUGCAAAAAUCGCUUUAUUAUGCAUUGUGUGUAUCUCCUUGAUAAAUUCGAUGAUAUUUGGAGCAAUAAGGACUGUGGUGGAUCAUGUCUUCACCAGUGACAAAGAAAUUGUUCAACUGGUUGCAUAAGUGAUUCCACUAUCUGCUACUUUUCAUCUGUUUGAUUCUAUAUCGGGUGUAUGUGGAGGAGUGUUAAGAGGAGCUGGAAGACAAAAACUAGGAGCUAUCGGCAAUCUGAUUGGCUACUAUCUAAUUGGGUUUCCCAUUGGAGUCUCUCUGAUGUUUGCUGGAAAACUUGGUGUGUUUGGUCUCUGGUGUGGAAUGCUCAUUUGUGUGCUUUUACAGUUAGUUUUCUUUCUGACACUGAUUUACAGAAUCAACUGGAAUAAAGCA